Molecule: messenger RNA, 732 nt
Organism: Saxophila tyrrhenica
Lineage: Eukaryota; Fungi; Ascomycota; Dothideomycetes; Mycosphaerellales; Extremaceae
Exons: 2
Coding region: 1-732 (243 amino acids)
Biological process (GO): sterol metabolic process
Cellular component (GO): endoplasmic reticulum; membrane
Molecular function (GO): cholestenol delta-isomerase activity
Source: RefSeq, a predicted model, not a curated record
AUGCCGCCCACGACUACACCGAUCAUUGACACCACCACCAUCCUCUCCCUCCUCUCCACCCUUCUCAUUCUCGGCACCGCAUACCUCGCCUCCUAUCACUUCCUCCCCUCCUCCGCCUCUACAAAGACCCGUGUGCUCUUCAUCUGGCACGCCUUCGACUCCCUCAUCCACGCCCUCCUCGAAGGAUCCUUCCUCUACAACUGUUUCUUCACCUACACCACCACUACCCCUGUCUGGUCGUCCAGCUCCUCUGUCUCCGCCUACCUCCCCCCCAACAUCUACUUCCUCGGCCACAAAAACCGCCUGUACGGCUCAGAAUAUGGCACGAACCCCUUCGCGGCUCUCUGGCGCGUCUACGCUCAAGCAGACGCUCGUUGGGGUGGGAGCGACCUCACGGUCAUUAGUCUCGAGCUCUUGACCGUCUUCAUCGGCGCCCCGUUGGCGGCUUGGAUAUGCUAUUGCUUGGCCAAGCAGAGGAAAGAUGCAUGGUUUUGGAUGAUACUAUUGGCGACUGGAGAGCUAUACGGAGGGUUCAUGACAUUCGCACCAGAGUGGCUGAGCGGGAGUCCGAACUUGGACACUGGCAAUUGGAUGUACCUUUGGGUGUAUCUGGUAUUCUUCAAUACGUUGUGGGUGUGGAUACCGCUGUGGAUACUGUACGAGGGCUACGGAAAGAUCCCCGGGACAGCUGGAGCGGCUGGGAAGGGCGGCAGUGGGAAGAAGAGAAGAUAG